AUGUCAACAGUAAACCGGCUGCGGUGUCUGGAGAAACUUGGCGAGGGCACGUACGGCGUUGUGUUCAAGGCUGAGGAUCUUACCACGGGACAAAUCGUUGCGUUCAAGCGCAUGAUGGUGGGCGGGGAGGACGAGGGCGUUCCUGCCACUGCAAUACGUGAAGUGUGCCUUUUGAAGGAACUCAAACACAGCAACAUUGUUUCGCUCCACGAUGUGCUCUUCGAGCCGCCCAAGAUGACACUCAUCUUUGAAUACUGCGAAUAUGACCUCAAGAAGUACAUGGAGAGAAAUGGCAACAAGACGAAGGCCGCUUUGCGAUCGGAGGCGCAGCAGGUAAUGAGGCAGGUGCUUUUGGCGCUGCGCUACAUGCAUCAUCGCCAUGUUGUGCAUCGCGACUUGAAACCUGAGAAUAUAUUCAUCAAUGUUAACCGCGGUGCAAAGGGAACGGGCAAUGGUGUGGUAGGGGCUGCUGUAGCGCAUGGGCCUGAGAAUGAGGGCAGUCGUUCUCAAGGGGCAAUAAGUAACGGCGGUGAGAAGAGAGGGUUGGGUGAUGGAGGCGUCAAUGGCACGGACAGUAGCAACUCCGAUGGCAAUGAUGCCGUGCAGUUAGUUGCGAAGCUGGGAGACUACGGGCUGGCUCGGGUGGAGAACAUCCCAGUGAAAAAGUACUCCCAUGAUGUUGUCUCGCUCUGGUACCGUAGUCCCGAUGUGAUGAUGGGGAGUGCCCUCUACGGCUUUGCUGUGGACAUGUGGUCGGUCGGCUGUAUCUUUGCCGAGAUAGUCACGAGAAAACCGCUGCUGAAGGGUCGUACAGAUGUCGAGCAGCUCCUUAAGAUAUUUCAGCUUCUGGGCACUCCCACGCCAGAGACAUGGCCAUCCAUGCUGAGUUACCCAAAGUGCAAGAAGCUGAUCGACGCGGCAACAAAAAUUGUGCGUGAGCAAAUCGGAUCGCUCUCGCAGGAUGCCAAGCGAAAAGUACAAACCCAACAACAACAACAACAACAACAACAACAACAACAACAACAACAACAACAACAGCACUCAAAUCAGGCCCAGGAGUUGCCGCGACACAAGGAGCAUCCAUGUGACAUCGCGACACGUGGCGAUGAGGUUGGCCUGGCGGGGUACCCCGUGCGACCUUUGAAUGAUGGCAGCACCACAAACGGCAAUGGGACGUCGGAGGCCCAUAGAAAUGGCUACAACUUGCCGUCUGAGUUGUUAUUCCAUUCCACGUUUGACGACUACGUGGAGACGUCUCGAUUCCGAGAAAUCGUCGGUGAGGAAGGGGUGGACCUGCUGCGGAGGCUGCUGUGUUAUGAGCCAUCGUACCGUCUGACGGCUCAAGAGGCGUUGUCACAUCCAUUCCUGAGUAAAGUAAAGCCGUCGGUGUAA
Molecule: messenger RNA, 1392 nt
Organism: Trypanosoma cruzi
Lineage: Eukaryota; Euglenozoa; Kinetoplastea; Trypanosomatida; Trypanosomatidae
Product: protein kinase, putative
Exons: 1
Coding region: 1-1392 (463 amino acids)
Biological process (GO): protein phosphorylation
Cellular component (GO): nucleus; cytoplasm
Molecular function (GO): cyclin-dependent protein serine/threonine kinase activity; ATP binding
Source: RefSeq, a predicted model, not a curated record